ACAAAGGCAGACAUCCAAGUGCUUGGCUUUUCCCCUUGGACCGAGACAGGGAGAGGGCGCGCGAGCAGAGUUAAUUUCUAAGAUGAAGGCGUUCUAUGCAGGAAAAGCAGGUCUGGGGAUGGCUUUUUAAAGCUGCUCUGUUGGACUGAGGCUUUCUUCUUCUACUGGGUCUGCCCGUGGCUGUUUUCCUUCUCUUUUUCUGUCCCUCCCUGGCUGGUUCACGGGCUCGGCCUCUCUGAGAGUCUCGUGGACAUGUAGUGCGUCUGACAGAAAAGACACUGGGGGGACCGUGUGCCGAGACAGGAAACUUUAUGUGCAUUUCUGGACGAGGAACACAAAUAGAUCGGCAGCCGUGGGACCCAGACGCUAUGUGGUGGGGGAAAACGCUGCCUCCUUAAGCAGAAGACCUCUCUGGAGCGGGACUCCGAGCUGCUACCUCGCGCGAGCCCCCAUCCAAGACGCGGAGGAGAGAUGGUCAUAAAAUGAGUUCCGGGGUGAGCUGCUGAGUCAGAGGUGGACACAAGGAGACAAAGCCAGCAACUGCAGGACCUCGAGGCUCCUCCUGGGCAGACACGGCAAGAUGAGCUUAGAAAAUGAGGAUAAACGGGCUCGCACGCGCUCCAAGGCCCUCCGAGUGCCCCCAGAGCCCACAAGUGCCGACCUCAGCUGCCCCACCCCAGGAUGCACAGGCUCAGGACACAUCCGGGGCAAGUACUCCAGACACCGCAGUUCGCAGAGCUGCCCGCUGGCCAAGAAGAGGAAGCUGGAGGGCGCGCCGGCCGAGCACCUGGCGCCCACACGGAAGUCCCGGCCCCUGAAGCUGGCGCUGGACGAGGGCUGCGGCGCGGACACCGACGGCAGCGAGGACCCCGAGGUGAAGGACGCCUCUGUCUCCGAUGAAUCGGAAGGAACUCCGGAGGAGGACGAGGCUGAACUGCCAGGACAGGAGGAGAUUCAUCGUCCCGAGCCAGCUGAAGGAAGGAGCCCUGUCAAGUCCCACUUCGGAUCCAAGCCUGUCGGCAGCUCUGCGGGCCCCGCCAAGGGCGGCUACAGCAGCUACCAGGAGAUCAUUGCCACUUCUCUCCUCAACCUGGGCCAAAUCGCUGUAGAGACCCUAGUUGGGGAGGACUUGGGCCAGGUGGCCAAGCCGGGCCCUGGUGUUGUGCACCUGGUGCAGGAGGAGGCUGAGGAAGGGGCCACCAGCGACGAGGAGGAGAAGGACGUGUUCCUCAGGCCAGAGGAUGCAGAGCAGGUGGUGGGAGCCACCAGGGAGCGUCCCCAGGAGCUCGGUCCCCAGGCCGUGGAGGGUGUGGCCAGUGAGGAGUCCAGCAAGAGGAAAGUCGCUCUGGGUAACGAGGAGGAGGAAGAGGAGGAGGAGGAAGAGGAGGAAGAGGAGGAGGAGGAGGAGGAAGAGGAGGAGGAAGAAGAGGAGGAAGAGGAGGAGGAGGAGGAGGAAGAGGAGGAGGAGGAAGAGGAGGAAGAAGAGGAGGAGGAGGAGGAGGAGGAGGAGGAGGAGGCCGCUCCUGAGGUCAUCUGCCAGGACGAUGCCCCCCUCGGCCCCGGCCAGAAGGUCCCUGAAGCCCAGCCGCUGGCCUCGCCCAGCCCGAAGCCCGAGUACCCCGUCCUGGGGGAGGAGCGCUCCGACGACGGCCGGGACGAAGACGCGCGCUCCCAGAAGUCCGCGGUCACCGAUGUGUCGGAGAUGUACGACGUGAUGACACGUGGGAACUUGGGUCUCCUGGAGCAGGCUAUUGCCCUAAAGGCUGAGCAGGUACAAGCCGUCUGUGAGCCCGGCUGCCCGCCCACCGAGCAGGGCCAGCUGGGCCCCGGGGAGCCCGGGAAGGCAGUGAGGCCCCUGGAUGCCCGGAAGAGCUACUGUAGCAAAGAUCCCUCAAGAGCUGAGAAGCGUGAGAUCAAGUGUCCGACUCCAGGCUGUGAUGGCACCGGCCACGUCACAGGGCUGUACCCUCACCAUCGAAGCCUGUCUGGCUGCCCCCACAAGGACAGGAUCCCCCCGGAGAUCUUGGCCAUGCACGAGAACGUGCUCAAGUGCCCCACCCCCGGCUGCACCGGCCAAGGCCACGUGAAUAGCAACCGCAACACUCACAGAAGUUUGUCUGGCUGUCCCAUUGCUGCUGCUGAAAAAUUGGCCAAAUCUCAUGAGAAGCAACAGCCGCAGACGGGAGACCCUUCCAAGAGUAGCUCCAGCUCUGAUCGGAUCCUCAGGCCUAUGUGCUUCGUGAAGCAGCUUGAAGUCCCUCCGUAUGGAAGCUACCGGCCUAACGUGGCCCCUGCCACCCCCAGGGCUAACCUGGCCAAGGAGCUGGAGAAGUUCUCCAAGGUCACCUUUGACUACGCAAGUUUUGACGCUCAGGUUUUUGGCAAACGCAUGCUUGCCCCAAAGAUUCAGACCAGCGAAACCUCACCUAAAGCCUUUAAAUCCCAACCUUUCCCAAAGGCCUCUCCCCCCAGGCACAGCCCCCGCACUUCACCCCCUUCUGCAGGCUUCGACUACACGCAUGACGCCGAGGCCGCGCACAUGGCUGCCACGGCCAUCCUGAACCUCUCCACGCGCUGCUGGGAGAUGCCGGAGAAUCUCAGCACGAAGCCACAGGACCUGCCCAGCAAGGCCGUGGACAUCGAGGUGGAUGAAAACGGGACCCUGGACCUGAGCAUGCACAGACACCGCAAGCGCGAUGGCGCCUUCCCGGGAGGUGGCCCUGGCGGGAAGGCUCCCGACGCCUCCCAGCGCCAGAGCAGCGCCAGUGCCGCCCCCAGCAGCUCCAUGGCCUCGCCCCCGGGCAGCCAGGCCUCCCGCCAGGACGAGUGGGACCGACCGUUGGACUACACCAAGCCGAGCCGCCUGCGAGAGGAGGAGCCCGAGGAGUCAGAGCCAGCAGCCCAUUCUUUUGCUUCUUCUGAAGCAGAUGACCAGGAAGUGUCAGAAGAGAGUUUUGAGGAGCGGAAGUACCCCGGGGAAGUUACCCUGACCAACUUUAAGAUGAAGUUUCUCUCCAAGGACAUAAAGAAGGAAUUGCUCACCUGCCCCACCCCUGGCUGUGACGGCAGCGGCCACAUCACCGGGAACUAUGCCUCUCACCGCAGCCUCUCUGGUUGCCCUCUUGCUGACAAGAGCCUCAGAAACCUCAUGGCUGCCCAUUCUGCUGACCUCAAGUGCCCCACCCCUGGCUGUGACGGUUCCGGCCACAUAACAGGGAACUACGCCUCACACCGAAGCUUGUCAGGCUGCCCUCGGGCCAAGAAAAGUGGAGCCAGGGUGACGCCCACGAAGGACGACAAGGAAGACCCCGAGCUGAUGAAGUGCCCUGUUCCCGGCUGUGUGGGGCUUGGUCACAUCAGUGGCAAAUACGCAUCCCACAGAAGUGCAUCUGGCUGCCCAUUGGCUGCUCGGAGGCAGAAAGAGGGCUCCCUUAAUGGCUCCCCCUUUUCCUGGAAAUCACUGAAGAAUGAGGGGCCUACCUGCCCCACUCCGGGCUGUGACGGCUCCGGCCACGCCAACGGUAGCUUCCUCACCCACAGGAGCUUGUCUGGCUGUCCCAGAGCGACCUUUGCUGGAAAGAAGGGAAAGGUCUCAGGGGAUGAGGGUCUCAGCACCAAGUUCAAGACAAGUGACGUUCUGGAGAAUGAUGAGGAGAUCAAGCAGCUGAAUCAGGAGAUUCGUGAUCUGAACGAGUCCAACUCUGAGAUGGAGGCCGCCAUGGUGCAGCUGCAGUCCCAGAUCUCCUCCAUGGAGAAGAGCCUCAAGAACAUCGAGGAGGAGAACAAGGUCAUUGAGGAGCAGAAUGAAGCCCUGUUUCUGGAGCUGUCGGGCCUGAGCCAGGCCCUUAUCCGAAGUCUUGCCAACAUCCGCCUUCCGCACAUGGAGCCAAUAUGUGAGCAGAAUUUCGAUGCCUACGUGAGCACCCUCACUGACAUGUACUCCAACCAGGAGUGCUACCAGAACCCCGAGAACAAGGACCUCCUGGAGAGCAUCAAACGGGCUGUGAGGGGCAUCCAGGUCUAGAGCUCACCAUCCAGAAGCCACCCCACCGAUCAGGACACCUGGGGCACCCCGACUUGGCUCCAUCGAUUACCUCCCUUGCCCUGCCCCCGCGGUGGAGACGCCCAACUGGCAGCGACCAGUUGGCAGCCCAGGGCAGGCUUAUCCAAAGGGGUGCCUGGAAACCCGUGUCUUUCUCACCGGGCUUGCCAGGCUGGAGGCCUCGACCUCCCCACACGAGUGCAGGGCAAGGCACGGCGUAUUACAAAGCGAUUUAUUUUUGUUUUUUGAAAGAGAUCUGAAGGGCAGCUCCAAGUCUCCAGUGGAAGCUCAUGGACAAGGUUCUCAGGGAAGUUUCAGACUUUGCAACCACAGUAUUCCUUUGUCUGUCGAGGCUGGGAGGGUAGCCGUGGGCACGGGGCGGGUGGUGUGGGUGACACGUCAGCCUGGAGCACGCGGCCAAGGAUGCGUGUCUGCUCAAUGAGGUCCAUGUGGCAAGUGUGUUUUCUGUUUUCAUUUAAUUUAGUUUUGUCUUAAGGAUGGAAUAAAGCACCGUUCCAGUGGGUUAGAAAGAGACCGACAGCCCGUGGUCACCGUGAGGGCUCCAACCUGGGAUGCGCCUGGAUGUUCCACAGGAGAGCACCUCACACAUCGGGGGGCUGGCACCUGCACAGACACGUACAGCUCGGGGUCACGCUCCCUCUUGGGGCAGCAGCCUUCAGAUCCAGGGCUAGGUCAGGGCCAGGGUCUCCGGCUCUCUGUGUGUGCACCGUGCCCGUGACCUGUCACUGCCGCACUACCCGGGUCACGGCCACGCUCGAAUGAGAUGGGGACAGCGUCAGCAGGGUCAGGGAUAGAUCCCUAAUUUAGAGACCACCAAGAUUCAUUUCUUUUAAGAUCCAUUCAUUCAAGAUGAGAAAAAAAUUGUACUAGAAAGUGUUAAACGCAAUGUCCCUAACAUGUAAAUAGAGUCCAGAUCGGUUGUGACUACAAUUCAAGUUAGUAUUUAAACGUAGAGAAUUGCACUUCCUGGAAGAAAUAAAAAAGUAGUUAGUUUAAUUAUUCUGUAAAUUAUUUAAUUUUGUCAAGAUGUAAGUAUUUAUAUUCACAACCUCUUAUGUUAACAUUUGCUAUUUAUUUAACCUUUUUAUUUAUUAAUUUUGUACUAUUACAACUAGACCCCAUGCCAGGACACCACGAGAGGGAAAUCCAUGAAAUCAAGGCAAAAUCCAUGAUCGGACUAUAUGAAAGGUCACAAAAAAAGUCUUGCUCUAACUUCUAUAUAUAGAAGUCUUCUUAUAAUUUUGAUGCAACCUACUUAUUUUUUAUAUAUUUUGUUAUUUAUUCUUUUAAUAAUGGAAUUUUUAAAAAAGUAUUUUGUAACUGAGGAAUUUUGAUAAUUUGGGGAUAUUUUUCCCUGGGUCCAAUGGAAAGAAAGACUUUGUGGUUUUCUUUGUCCCUUUGGUUCCUUUUGUUUCAGGCACGGCAGCAGCCAGUGGCACGCUGUAUUGUUCAUUUAUUUCAGUGUAGCGCAGGUGUGUGUGCUCUGGCGUGGUCCUCGUGUGGCGUCUGUGUGCUGGUUCUCCAGGGCCGAGUCGCGCUGCUGUGAAGGAGUGCUCGCCGCACGUGGCGCCGAGCAGUUCCCACUCACGGGCUCCCUGUCCCUCUGGCAGCUCCGAUACUGUGCUCCCCUUCCUCAGGAAAUGCGUGGAACCCACAGCACAGCACUUCUCGGCGUGUUUGCAGGGUGAUUUCCUAAUAAAAGUCCACUCUGACUGUA
This is a messenger RNA of Mustela lutreola (European mink), 5780 nucleotides long. It is a transcript of the gene MYT1, whose product is annotated as myelin transcription factor 1. Gene Ontology annotation, cellular component: nucleus. The transcript is spliced from 23 exons. The record is from RefSeq and is a predicted model, not a curated record. Gene Ontology annotation, molecular function: RNA polymerase II cis-regulatory region sequence-specific DNA binding; zinc ion binding; DNA-binding transcription factor activity, RNA polymerase II-specific. Gene Ontology annotation, biological process: regulation of transcription by RNA polymerase II. Lineage: Eukaryota; Metazoa; Chordata; Mammalia; Carnivora; Mustelidae. Bases 581 to 4024 code for a protein of 1147 amino acids.